Molecule: messenger RNA, 2629 nt
Organism: Sapajus apella (tufted capuchin)
Lineage: Eukaryota; Metazoa; Chordata; Mammalia; Primates; Cebidae
Gene: MLH1
Product: mutL homolog 1
Exons: 19
Coding region: 775-2325 (516 amino acids)
Biological process (GO): mismatch repair
Cellular component (GO): MutLalpha complex
Molecular function (GO): ATP binding; ATP-dependent DNA damage sensor activity; ATP hydrolysis activity
Source: RefSeq, a predicted model, not a curated record
GCUGAAGGCACUUCCGGUGAGCAUCUAGACGUUUCCUGGGCUUCUCUGGCGCCAAAAUGUCGUUCGUGGCUGGGGUUAUUCGGCGGCUGGACGAGACGGUGGUGAACCGCAUCGCGGCAGGGGAAGUUAUCCAGCGGCCCGCUAAUGCUAUCAAAGAGAUGAUUGAGAACUGAUGCAAAAUCCACAAGUAUUCAAGUGGUUGUUAAAGAGGGAGGCCUGAAGUUGAUUCAGAUCCAAGACAAUGGCACUGGCAUCAGGAAAGAAGAUCUGGAUAUUGUAUGUGAGAGGUUCACUACAAGUAAACUGCAGUCCUUUGAGGAUUUAGCCAGUAUUUCCACCUAUGGCUUUCGAGGUGAGGCUUUGGCCAGCAUAAGCCAUGUGGCUCAUGUUACUAUUACAACAAAAACAGCUGAUGGAAAAUGUGCAUACAGAGCAAGUUACUCAGAUGGAAAACUGAAAGCUCCUCCUAAACCGUGUGCUGGCAAUCAAGGGACCCAGAUCACGGUGGAGGACCUUUUUUACAACAUAGCCACGAGGAGAAAAGCUUUAAAAAAUCCAAGUGAAGAAUAUGGGAAAAUUUUGGAAGUUGUUGGCAGGUAUUCAAUACACAAUUCAGGCAUUAGUUUCUCAGUUAAAAAACAAGGAGAGACAGUAGCUGAUGUUAGGACACUACCCAGUGCCUCAACCGUGGACAAUAUUCGCUCCAUCUUUGGAAAUGCUGUUAGUCGAGAACUGAUAGAAAUUGGGUGUGAGGAUAAAACCCUAGCCUUCAGAAUGAAUGGUUACAUUUCCAAUGCAAACUACUCGGUGAAGAAGUGCAUCUUCUUACUCUUUAUCAACCAUCGUCUGGUAGAAUCAACUUCCUUGAGAAAAGCCAUAGAAACGGUGUAUGCAGCCUAUUUGCCCAAAAACACACACCCAUUCCUGUACCUCAGUUUAGAAAUCAGUCCCCAGAAUGUGGAUGUUAAUGUGCACCCCACGAAGCAUGAAGUUCACUUCCUGCAUGAGGAGAGCAUCCUGGAGCGGGUGCAGCAGCACAUCGAGAGCAAGCUCUUGGGCUCCAAUUCCUCCAGGAUGUACUUCACCCAGACUUUGCUACCGGGACUCGCUGGCCCCUCUGGGGAGAUGGUUAAAUCCACAAGUCUGACCUCCUCUUCUACUUCUGGAAGUGGUGAUAAGGUCUAUGCCCACCAGAUGGUUCGUACAGAUUCCCGAGAACAGAAGCUUGAUGCAUUUCUGCAGCCUCUGAGCAAACCACUGUCCAGUCAGCCCCAGGCCAUUGUCCCAGAGGAUAAGACAGACAUUUCUAGUGGCAGGGCUAGGCAGCAAGAUGAGGAGAUGCUUGAACUCCCAGCCCCUGCUGAAGUGGCUGGCAAAAAUCAGAGCCUGGUGGGGGAUACAACAAAGGGGACUUCAGAAAUGUCAGAGAAGAGAGGACCUUCUUCCAGCCCAGGCAAUCCCAGAAAGAGACAUCGGGAAGAUUCUGAUGUGGAUAUGGUGGAAGAUGAUUCUGGAAAGGACAUGACUGCAGCCUGUACCCCCCGGAGAAGGAUCAUUAACCUCACCAGUGUUUUGAGUCUCCAGGAAGAAAUUAAUGAGCGAGGACAUGAGAUUCUCCGGGAGAUGUUGCAUAACCACUCCUUCGUGGGCUGUGUGAAUCCUCAGUGGGCCUUGGCACAGCAUCAGACCAAGUUAUACCUUCUCAACACCACCAAGCUUAGUGAAGAACUGUUCUACCAGAUACUCAUUUAUGAUUUUGCCAAUUUUGGUGUCCUGAGGUUAUCGGAGCCAGCACCGCUCUUUGACCUCGCCAUGCUUGCCUUAGAUAGUCCAGAGAGUGGCUGGACAGAGGAAGAUGGUCCUAAAGAAGGACUUGCUGAAUACAUUGUUGAGUUUCUGAAGAAGAAGGCUGAGAUGCUUGCAGACUAUUUCUCUUUGGAAAUUGAUGAGGAAGGGAGCCUGAUUGGAUUACCCCUUCUGAUUGACAACUAUGUGCCCCCUUUGGAGGGACUGCCUAUCUUCAUUCUUCGACUAGCCACUGAGGUGAAUUGGGACGAAGAAAAGGAGUGUUUUGAAAGCCUCAGUAAGGAAUGUGCUAUGUUCUACUCCAUCCGGAAGCAGUACAUAUCUGAGGAGUCGACCCUCUCAGGCCAGCAGAGUGAAGUGUCUGGCUCCAUUUCAAACUCCUGGAAGUGGACUGUGGAACACAUUGUCUAUAAAGCCUUGCGCUCCCACAUUCUGCCUCCUAAACAUUUCACAGAAGAUGGUAAUAUCCUGCAGCUUGCUAACCUGCCUGAUCUAUACAAAGUCUUUGAGAGGUGUUAAAUAUGGUCAUUUGUGCACUGUGGGAUGUGUUGGUUCGUUCUUUGUAUUCCGAUGUUGUUGGGAGCACUUAAGACUUACAGUUGCCUUCCAACUAACUGGUAGUGUUCUUUUAUACAUGGUGGAUUGAUUACAAAUAAAUAGUCAGAUGUGUCCUAACAUAAUUUCUUAUUUAAUUUUAUUAUGUGUAUAUUGUGUCAGUUCAGAUGUCUUUUAAAAGAGGUCCUGAACAUGUCACAGGCUCUGAUGGCAUUGACCAUGGAGAAAGCUUGACUUGAUCAUCUAGUGUAUUCAAUAACCAAAGCUA